ACCAUAGAGUGAGGCGAGGAUGAAGCCGAGAGGAUACUGCAGAGGUCUCUGGUGCAUGUGUGUAUGUGUGCGUUUGUGUGUGUUUGUGUGUCUGUGUGUUCUGCCCCAGUGAGACUGCAGCCCUUGUAAAUACUUUGACACCUUUUGCAAGAAGGAAUCUGAACAAUUGCAACUGAAGGCACAUUGUUAUCAUCUCGUCUUUGGGUGAUGCUGUUCCUCACUGCAGAUGGAUAAUUUUCCUUUUAAUCAGAACAGCAUAAGAAUUAUUUCUGAGUGGAGGUGAGGCUUGUCCAAAUGUCUUUGCUAUCAUGGAUUUCCUGACUCCUACCUGUUUGAGGUUUGGGCAAUUAUGAAUAAGGCUGCUGUAUACAUCCGUGUGCAGGAUUUUGUGUGGACAUAAGUUUUCAACUCCUUUGGUUAAAUCCUAAGGAAUUUCAUAUGCAGAAUAAAUGGUAAUUAAAAUGUGCAGGAUGACAAGAUGGAGCAAACAGUGCUUGUACCACCAGGACCUGACAGCUUCAACUUCUUCACCAGAGAAUCUCUUGCGGCUAUUGAAAGACGCAUUGCAGAAGAAAAGGCAAAGAAUCCCAAACCAGACAAAAAAGAUGACGACGAAAAUGGCCCAAAGCCAAAUAGUGACUUGGAAGCUGGAAAGAACCUUCCAUUUAUUUAUGGAGACAUUCCUCCAGAGAUGGUGUCAGAGCCCCUGGAGGACCUGGACCCCUACUAUAUCAAUAAGAAAACUUUUAUAGUAUUGAAUAAAGGGAAGGCCAUCUUCCGGUUCAGUGCCACCUCUGCCCUGUACAUUUUAACUCCCUUCAAUCCUCUUAGGAAAAUAGCUAUUAAGAUUUUGGUACAUUCAUUAUUCAGCAUGCUAAUUAUGUGCACUAUUUUGACAAACUGUGUGUUUAUGACAAUGAGUAACCCUCCUGAUUGGACAAAGAAUGUAGAAUACACCUUCACAGGAAUAUAUACUUUUGAAUCACUUAUAAAAAUUAUUGCAAGGGGAUUCUGUUUAGAAGAUUUUACUUUCCUUCGGGAUCCAUGGAACUGGCUCGAUUUCACUGUCAUUACAUUUGCGUACGUCACAGAGUUUGUGGACCUGGGCAAUGUCUCGGCAUUGAGAACAUUCAGAGUUCUCCGAGCAUUGAAGACGAUUUCAGUCAUUCCAGGCCUGAAAACCAUUGUGGGAGCCCUGAUCCAGUCUGUGAAGAAGCUCUCAGAUGUAAUGAUCCUGACUGUGUUCUGUCUGAGCGUAUUUGCUCUAAUUGGGCUGCAGCUGUUCAUGGGCAACCUGAGGAAUAAAUGUAUACAAUGGCCUCCCACCAAUGCUUCCUUGGAGGAACAUAGUAUAGAAAAGAAUAUAACUGUGAAUUAUAAUGGUACACUUAUAAAUGAAACUGUCUUUGAGUUUGACUGGAAGUCAUAUAUUCAAGAUUCAAGAUAUCAUUAUUUCCUGGAGGGUUUUUUAGAUGCACUACUAUGUGGAAAUAGCUCUGAUGCAGGCCAAUGUCCAGAGGGAUAUAUGUGUGUGAAAGCUGGUAGAAAUCCCAAUUAUGGCUACACAAGCUUUGAUACCUUCAGUUGGGCUUUUUUGUCCUUGUUUCGACUAAUGACUCAGGACUUCUGGGAAAAUCUUUAUCAACUGACAUUACGUGCUGCUGGGAAAACGUACAUGAUAUUUUUUGUAUUGGUCAUUUUCUUGGGCUCAUUCUACCUAAUAAAUUUGAUCCUGGCUGUGGUGGCCAUGGCCUACGAGGAACAGAAUCAGGCCACCUUGGAAGAAGCAGAACAGAAAGAGGCCGAAUUUCAGCAGAUGAUUGAACAGCUUAAAAAGCAACAGGAGGCAGCUCAGCAGGCAGCAACGGCAACUGCCUCAGAACAUUCCAGAGAGCCCAGUGCAGCAGGCAGGCUCUCAGACAGCUCAUCUGAAGCCUCUAAGUUGAGUUCCAAGAGUGCUAAGGAAAGAAGAAAUCGGAGGAAGAAAAGAAAACAGAAAGAGCAGUCUGGUGGGGAAGAGAAAGAUGAGGAUGAAUUCCAAAAAUCUGAAUCUGAGGACAGCAUCAGGAGGAAAGGUUUUCGCUUCUCCAUUGAAGGGAACCGAUUGACAUAUGAAAAGAGGUACUCCUCCCCACACCAGUCUUUGUUGAGCAUCCGUGGCUCCCUAUUUUCACCAAGGCGAAAUAGCAGAACAAGCCUUUUCAGCUUUAGAGGGCGAGCAAAGGAUGUGGGAUCUGAGAACGACUUCGCAGAUGAUGAGCACAGCACCUUUGAGGAUAACGAGAGCCGUAGAGAUUCCUUGUUUGUGCCCCGACGACACGGAGAGAGACGCAACAGCAACCUGAGUCAGACCAGUAGGUCAUCCCGGAUGCUGGCAGUGUUUCCAGCGAAUGGGAAGAUGCACAGCACUGUGGAUUGCAAUGGUGUGGUUUCCUUGGUUGGUGGACCUUCAGUUCCUACAUCGCCUGUUGGACAGCUUCUGCCAGAGGGAACAACCACUGAAACUGAAAUGAGAAAGAGAAGGUCAAGUUCUUUCCACGUUUCCAUGGACUUUCUAGAAGAUCCUUCCCAAAGGCAACGAGCAAUGAGUAUAGCCAGCAUUCUAACAAAUACAGUAGAAGAACUUGAAGAAUCCAGGCAGAAAUGCCCACCCUGUUGGUAUAAAUUUUCCAACAUAUUCUUAAUCUGGGACUGUUCUCCAUAUUGGUUAAAAGUGAAACAUGUUGUCAACCUGGUUGUGAUGGACCCAUUUGUUGACCUGGCCAUCACCAUCUGUAUUGUCUUAAAUACUCUUUUCAUGGCCAUGGAGCACUAUCCAAUGACGGACCAUUUCAAUAAUGUGCUUACAGUAGGAAACUUGGUUUUCACUGGGAUCUUUACAGCAGAAAUGUUUCUGAAAAUUAUUGCCAUGGAUCCUUACUAUUAUUUCCAAGAAGGCUGGAAUAUCUUUGACGGUUUUAUUGUGACGCUUAGCCUGGUAGAACUUGGACUCGCCAAUGUGGAAGGAUUAUCUGUUCUCCGUUCAUUUCGAUUGCUGCGAGUUUUCAAGUUGGCAAAAUCUUGGCCAACGUUAAAUAUGCUAAUAAAGAUCAUCGGCAAUUCCGUGGGGGCUCUGGGAAAUUUAACCCUCGUCUUGGCCAUCAUCGUCUUCAUUUUUGCCGUGGUCGGCAUGCAGCUCUUUGGUAAAAGCUACAAAGAUUGUGUCUGCAAGAUCGCCAGUGAUUGUCAACUCCCACGCUGGCACAUGAAUGACUUCUUCCACUCCUUCCUGAUUGUGUUCCGCGUGCUGUGUGGGGAGUGGAUAGAGACCAUGUGGGACUGUAUGGAGGUUGCUGGUCAAGCCAUGUGCCUUACUGUCUUCAUGAUGGUCAUGGUGAUUGGAAACCUAGUGGUCCUGAAUCUCUUUCUGGCCUUGCUUCUGAGCUCAUUUAGUGCAGACAACCUUGCAGCCACUGAUGAUGAUAAUGAAAUGAAUAAUCUCCAAAUUGCUGUGGAUAGGAUGCACAAAGGAGUAGCUUAUGUGAAAAGAAAAAUAUAUGAAUUUAUUCAACAGUCCUUCAUUAGGAAACAAAAGAUUUUAGAUGAAAUUAAACCACUUGAUGAUCUAAACAACAAGAAAGACAGUUGUAUGUCCAAUCAUACAGCAGAAAUUGGGAAAGAUCUUGACUAUCUUAAAGAUGUAAAUGGAACUACAAGUGGUAUAGGAACUGGCAGCAGUGUUGAAAAAUACAUUAUUGAUGAAAGUGAUUACAUGUCAUUCAUAAACAACCCCAGUCUUACUGUGACUGUACCAAUUGCUGUAGGAGAAUCUGACUUUGAAAAUUUAAACACGGAAGACUUUAGUAGUGAAUCGGAUCUGGAAGAAAGCAAAGAGAAACUGAAUGAAAGCAGUAGCUCAUCAGAAGGUAGCACUGUGGACAUCGGCGCACCUGUAGAAGAACAGCCCGUAGUGGAACCUGAAGAAACUCUUGAACCAGAAGCUUGUUUCACUGAAGGCUGUGUACAAAGAUUCAAGUGUUGUCAAAUCAAUGUGGAAGAAGGCAGAGGAAAACAAUGGUGGAACCUGAGAAGGACGUGUUUCCGAAUAGUUGAACAUAACUGGUUUGAGACCUUCAUUGUUUUCAUGAUUCUCCUUAGUAGUGGUGCUCUGGCAUUUGAAGAUAUAUAUAUUGAUCAGCGAAAGACGAUUAAGACGAUGUUGGAAUAUGCUGACAAGGUUUUCACUUACAUUUUCAUUCUGGAAAUGCUUCUAAAAUGGGUGGCAUAUGGCUAUCAAACAUAUUUCACCAAUGCCUGGUGUUGGCUGGACUUCUUAAUUGUUGAUGUUUCAUUGGUCAGUUUAACAGCAAAUGCCUUGGGUUACUCAGAACUUGGAGCCAUCAAAUCUCUCAGGACACUAAGAGCUCUGAGACCUCUAAGAGCCUUAUCUCGAUUUGAAGGGAUGAGGGUGGUUGUGAAUGCCCUUUUAGGAGCAAUUCCAUCCAUCAUGAAUGUGCUUCUGGUUUGUCUUAUAUUCUGGCUAAUUUUCAGCAUCAUGGGCGUAAAUUUGUUUGCUGGCAAAUUCUACCACUGUAUUAACACCACAACUGGUGACAGGUUUGACAUCGAAGACGUGAAUAAUCAUACUGAUUGCCUAAAACUAAUAGAAAGAAAUGAGACUGCUCGAUGGAAAAAUGUGAAAGUAAACUUUGAUAAUGUAGGAUUUGGGUAUCUCUCUUUGCUUCAAGUUGCCACAUUCAAAGGAUGGAUGGAUAUAAUGUAUGCAGCAGUUGAUUCCAGAAAUGUGGAACUCCAGCCUAAGUAUGAAGAAAGUCUGUACAUGUAUCUUUACUUUGUUAUUUUCAUCAUCUUUGGGUCCUUCUUCACCUUGAACCUGUUUAUUGGUGUCAUCAUAGAUAAUUUCAACCAGCAGAAAAAGAAGUUUGGAGGUCAAGACAUCUUUAUGACAGAAGAACAGAAGAAAUACUAUAAUGCAAUGAAAAAAUUAGGAUCGAAAAAACCGCAAAAGCCUAUACCUCGACCAGGAAACAAAUUUCAAGGAAUGGUCUUUGACUUCGUAACCAGACAAGUUUUUGACAUAAGCAUCAUGAUUCUCAUCUGUCUUAACAUGGUCACAAUGAUGGUGGAAACAGAUGACCAGAGUGAAUAUGUGACUACCAUUUUGUCACGCAUCAAUCUGGUGUUCAUUGUGCUAUUUACUGGAGAGUGUGUACUGAAACUCAUCUCUCUACGCCAUUAUUAUUUUACCAUUGGAUGGAAUAUUUUUGAUUUUGUGGUUGUCAUUCUCUCCAUUGUAGGUAUGUUUCUUGCCGAGCUGAUAGAAAAGUAUUUCGUGUCCCCUACCCUGUUCCGAGUGAUCCGUCUUGCUAGGAUUGGCCGAAUCCUACGUCUGAUCAAAGGAGCAAAGGGGAUCCGCACGCUGCUCUUUGCUUUGAUGAUGUCCCUUCCUGCGUUGUUUAACAUCGGCCUCCUACUCUUCCUAGUCAUGUUCAUCUACGCCAUCUUUGGGAUGUCCAACUUUGCCUAUGUUAAGAGGGAAGUUGGGAUCGAUGACAUGUUCAACUUUGAGACCUUUGGCAACAGCAUGAUCUGCCUAUUCCAAAUUACAACCUCUGCUGGCUGGGAUGGAUUGCUAGCACCCAUUCUCAACAGUAAGCCACCCGACUGUGACCCUAAUAAAGUUAACCCUGGAAGCUCAGUUAAGGGAGACUGUGGGAACCCAUCUGUUGGAAUUUUCUUUUUUGUCAGUUACAUCAUCAUAUCCUUCCUGGUUGUGGUGAACAUGUACAUCGCGGUCAUCCUGGAGAACUUCAGUGUUGCUACUGAAGAAAGUGCAGAGCCUCUGAGUGAGGAUGACUUUGAGAUGUUCUAUGAGGUUUGGGAGAAGUUUGAUCCCGAUGCAACUCAGUUCAUGGAAUUUGAAAAAUUAUCUCAGUUUGCAGCUGCGCUUGAACCGCCUCUCAAUCUGCCACAACCAAACAAACUCCAGCUCAUUGCCAUGGAUUUGCCCAUGGUGAGUGGUGACCGGAUCCACUGUCUUGAUAUCUUAUUUGCUUUUACAAAGCGGGUUCUAGGAGAGAGUGGAGAGAUGGAUGCUCUACGAAUACAGAUGGAAGAGCGAUUCAUGGCUUCCAAUCCUUCCAAGGUCUCCUAUCAGCCAAUCACUACUACUUUAAAACGAAAACAAGAGGAAGUAUCUGCUGUCAUUAUUCAGCGUGCUUACAGACGCCACCUUUUAAAGCGAACUGUAAAACAAGCUUCCUUUACGUACAAUAAAAACAAAAUCAAAGGUGGGGCUAAUCUUCUUAUAAAAGAAGACAUGAUAAUUGACAGAAUAAAUGAAAACUCUAUUACAGAAAAAACUGAUCUGACCAUGUCCACUGCAGCUUGUCCACCUUCCUAUGACCGGGUGACAAAGCCAAUUGUGGAAAAACAUGAGCAAGAAGGCAAAGAUGAAAAAGCCAAAGGGAAAUAAAUGAAAAUAAAUAAAAAUAAUUGGGUGACAAAUUGUUUACAGCCUGUGAAGGUGAUGUAUUUUUAUCAACAGGACUCCUUUAGGAGGUCAAUGCCAAACUGACUGUUUUUACACAAAUCUCCUUAAGGUCAGUGCCUACAAUAAGACAGUGACCCCUUGUCAGCAAACUGUGACUCUGUGUAAAGGGGAGAUGACCUUGACAGGAGGUUACUGUUCUCACUACCAGCUGACACUGCUGAAGAUAAGAUGCACAAUGGCUAGUCAGACUGUAGGGACCAGUUUCAAGGGGUGCAAACCUGUGAUUUUGGGGUUGUUUAACAUGAAACACUUUAGUGUAGUAAUUGUAUCCACUGUUUGCAUUUCAACUGCCACAUUUGUCACAUUUUUAUGGAAUCUGUUAGUGGAUUCAUCUUUUUGUUAAUCCAUGUGUUUAUUAUAUGUGACUAUUUUUGUAAACGAAGUUUCUGUUGAGAAAUAGGCUAAGGACCUCUAUAACAGGUAUGCCACCUGGGGGGUAUGGCAACCACAUGGCCCUCCCAGCUACACAAAGUCGUGGUUUGCAUGAGGGCAUGCUGCACUUAGAGAUCAUGCAUGAGAAAAAGUCACAAGAAAAACAAAUUCUUAAAUUUCACCAUAUUUCUGGGAGGGGUAAUUGGGUGAUAAGUGGAGGUGCUUUGUUGAUCUUGUUUUGCGAAAUCCAGCCCCUAGACCAAGUAGAUUAUUUGUGGGUAGGCCAGUAAAUCUUAGCAGGUGCAAACUUCAUUCAAAUGUUUGGAGUCAUAAAUGUUAUGUUUCUUUUUGUUGUAUUAAAAAAAAAACCUGAAUAGUGAAUAUUGCCCCUCACCCUCCACCGCCAGAAGACUGAAUUGACCAAAAUUACUCUUUAUAAAUUUCUGCUUUUUCCUGCACUUUGUUUAGCCAUCUUCGGCUCUCAGCAAGGUUGACACUGUAUAUGUUAAUGAAAUGCUAUUUAUUAUGUAAAUAGUCAUUUUACCCUGUGGUGCACGUUUGAGCAAACAAAUAAUGACCUAAGCACAGUAUUUAUUGCAUCAAAUAUGUACCACAAGAAAUGUAGAGUGCAAGCUUUACACAGGUAAUAAAAUGUAUUCUGUACCAUUUAUAGAUAGUUUGGAUGCUAUCAAUGCAUGUUUAUAUUACCAUGCUGCUGUAUCUGGUUUCUCUCACUGCUCAGAAUCUCAUUUAUGAGAAACCAUAUGUCAGUGGUAAAGUCAAGGAAAUUGUUCAACAGAUCUCAUUUAUUUAAGUCAUUAAGCAAUAGUUUGCAGCACUUUAACAGCUUUUUGGUUAUUUUUACAUUUUAAGUGGAUAACAUAUGGUAUAUAGCCAGACUGUACAGACAUGUUUAAAAAAACACACUGCUUAACCUAUUAAAUAUGUGUUUAGAAUUUUAUAAGCAAAUAUAAAUACUGUAAAAAGUCACUUUAUUUUAUUUUUCAGCAUUAUGUACAUAAAUAUGAAGAGGAAAUUAUCUUCAGGUUGAUAUCACAAUCACUUUUCUUACUUUCUGUCCAUAGUACUUUUUCAUGAAAGAAAUUUGCUAAAUAAGACAUGAAAACAAGACUGGGUAGUUGUAGAUUUCUGCUUUUUAAAUUACAUUUGCUAAUUUUAGAUUAUUUCACAAUUUUAAGGAGCAAAAUAGGUUCACGAUUCAUAUCCAAAUUAUGCUUUGCAAUUGGAAAAGGGUUUAAAAUUUUAUUUAUAUUUCUGGUAGUACCUGCACUAACUGAAUUGAAGGUAGUGCUUAUGUUAUUUUUGUUCUUUUUUUCUGACUUCGGUUUAUGUUUUCAUUUCUUUGGAGUAAUGCUGCUCUAGAUUGUUCUAAAUAGAAUGUGGGCUUCAUAAUUUUUUUUUCCACAAAAACAGAGUAGUCAACUUAUAUAGUCAAUUACAUCAGGACAUUUUGUGUUUCUUACAGAAGCAAACCAUAGGCUCCUCUUUUCCUUAAAACUACUUAGAUAAACUGUAUUCGUGAACUGCAUGCUGGAAAAUGCUACUAUUAUGCUAAAUAAUGCUAACCAACAUUUAAAAUGUGCAAAACUAAUAAAGAUUACAUUUUUUAUUUUAUUGUUUGCCCAGUCACUUUUUGUUAACAGAAUAUUCUAAUGAUAUGGAGAUUUUUUACAUUACAAAUUGGGGGAGAAGGGGAGCGCGCGCGCACACACACACACACACACACACACACACACACACACACAGAGGCAUACCCACGUUGACAACAAAACCUAGGGUAGAUAUGUCACUGGAGGUAGGGGGUAAUGACCUCCCAGAAUUACAAGCAGCAGGUGUGUUCUCUGUUAGGAGGAAGAACUGGUGUCAGAGGAUAGCUAGUGAUUCUAGGAGGAAGAGAAGUAUGGAAGCCAGAGUGAUGGUGGAUGACCCCUUGAGCUAUGAAAAGAAACCCUUAAAUCAUCAUUUAAAAAUUUAGAAUUGCCAUGUGUGUAGGAUACUGUGUUUGCUCCUCCAGAGCCACUCUCUCUGCUUCUGCAUCAUUCUGUGUGUCCCAGAAGGGUGACUUCUACACAUUGCAAAAAUGGGCUCUCCUACCUUUGAGCUCCCAAUUGGUUUGGCCAAUGAGAAGCACCAGUGGGAAAGCACCAGAGAGAGAAGAUUGACAUAGGAAUAUUUCUUCUCCAAUUCCUUCUUUGCUGGGUUGGCACUGGACUCAUUCCUCCCCGAAAAGUCAUACUCCAAUCAGACUGCCCCUCAUACAACUGAAGCUACUUUCUCUGGGGUCAGGUAAUCACUCCUCCCCUUGCUCCUUCAGGUCUGCUGCUGCAUUGAGAGUGCUUUUGUAUUCCUUGUAGCUUUCUCCUAACAUUGCUGACACUUUUGUAAAUGUCCCCUUCAUGAAAUUCUUCUAUAUGCCUCAUUUCAGCAUGCCAUCUGUCUCCUGCCUGGCUGACACAAGGUGAUUCAACAGCUCAUGAAAGUCAGCAGGAAGCAAAGAUGUGCCUUGCUUCAGCUUGGGGUCUUAAUCUUGCUAACUUUUGCAGAUAAAGAAAAACAGUAACUGGGGGAACCACAGUGAAGUCCAGUGCAGAAUUCACAGAUAUCAUGGAAAGGUUACUCGGGUGGUCCAGAUAGUAAAAUUAACAGUCUAAAUUAAUCUAUCUAAAUUUCUGAGGAACGAGAAGCCUUCCCUUGUCAUCAGGUGAAGCCAGAAGAGGGAAUAUAGCCUCAACCAGAAAAGGGACAGUAAUUAAAAGGCUUUUCCCAUCCUUGUACAAUGGACUGACUUUGCCUCUUCAUAACAUCACAAUCCUAAAGCAACACAACAAUUAAUUCUGAUAUAUUAGUAGCUGAAAAAAAUUCCCAUUUCCAACUAAGGUAGGUCAGAAUUAUAGGAUAAACCCUGCAGACUUUUUAUACUACCCAUCCACGCCAUUACUCACUGUUACCUUUCCAAAUACAAAGAGAAGAACUGGUAAAACAUAAUCAUAUAAAUCUCCAUAUUCAUUUUGAAAUAUUUGGCAUGAUAUUUUCUGUGCUAAAAAGUAAUUAUUCUUCAAAGAAUGAUGAGGUCAUGUCAGUAAGACACAGGAACCAACUAGAAGGGGCUUCCCACUGGCCAAAUCUGGGGCAAGUUGAGCAUCAAAAUAAAUGAUAGUAAAAGAUUAUAAUUCAUUGAAUAAGAAUCAGCAAAUACAUACUGAUGUAAGUAAAUAAGGAAAAGUACAAAUCUGUUUCUUGCAGUUGAAUGUUAAUUAACAAUUGUAGAAGAAAUAACGGAGUUAGAAAAAUCACUAUUUGGCAAUCACCCUAAUGACAAUUGAUUCAUACAAGAAUCAUCAAUGAGUAUUAAAACUCAUGGGUGAAAGUUUGAUGAGGAAUAGGGUAUUUAUAGCAUCUUAAAGUAUCUCUUCUCUAUUAAGUAGAAAAUUUAAACAGAAGAAAGUAUACUUUGGAGAAAUACAGCAGACAAUACCUUCAAAGAUAUCAUCAAUUAUGAGACCAACUGAUACUAUGUGCCUCCUGAUAAGAUAUACUGAAAGGGCCACAUUACUUCUUGGUACACAGUCAAAAUUUUAAAACCAGAAUCUAACUACAAGGAAAAUCAAAUUGAGGACACUCUAUAAAAUAAGUGGACUGAACUCCUUAAAAAUGUCAAUGUCAUGAAAGACAAAGAAAGGCUAAAGAAUUCCAUGAGGUCAAAGAACUAUGACAACUAAACACAAUUCUGGAUGGAAUAUCAAAUUAAAAAAUAACAGAUAAAUAAUAUUAUUGGGAAAGUUGAAUAAAUUUGAAUAUGGACUGUUUAUUAGUUAUUAGUAUUAUAAUAGUGUUAAUUUUCCUAAUUUUGUUAAGACUAGUGUGCCUGUUCCAUGAAAAUAGAAAAUGUUCUUAUUCUCUGAAAAUGCAUGCUAAAGUAUUUAGGGGUGAAUGCAACAAUGUCUGCAGCUCAUUCUUGAAUCAGUUCAAAGAAAAAUGAGUUACAUUUAUAUAUAUAUGUAUGUAUGUAAACAGACAUAGAUAAAAGUAUAGAUGUGUGUGUGUCUUUAGAAAGGGGAGGAUUUUUUUUUUUUUUUUGCUGUGUGUUACUGAAGUGCCUAUGUCUGCGUGUUCACACUAUCAUAUUUUGUAUGCCCUGGACUUUAUAAUUUCUACCUUCAAAAUUAGAUCUACUGUUGGUAAUUAAUUCAAUAUAUACUGGUUUUUUAACUACUAUUCUCAUUUCCUAGCAGUAAUCUUCCUGAAAAGUCACAGAAAUGAUUACAUUCCUUGUUCUUCAUAAUAAUCACUGUUUAAUUAAAAUAAGAAUAUUUUAGAAAAGAUCUGCGGCAUAGUGGUUAAGACCCCAGUAUUUGAUGCUAAACAGAUCUGAUUUGGAUAACAGAAGGUGGCACUUUGCUGUUUAAGCUGGGGACCAGACACUGUGGGUAUAAAUAGUAAUUCCAAACACAGCUCCACAGAGCAGCACCCUUAUGACAAGGUUUUCAUAUGUCUAUAGUUAAGCCAGAAAAUUAAGAAUAAUGCCAUAAAUAUUUAUAAAGCUGAACAUAUCCAAGUUAAAGACCUUUAUCCUGAAAUUGUAUCUUUUAGAUUAUUUUCUAAAGACUAAUACCAUUUAAUGUUUAAAUGUUCUUUGGAAAUGAUGGUGAGAAUACGUGAUAAUGGGUCAUUGGUUUUAAUAUUUUAUUUAGCCAAGUGGAAAAUUGGCAACCUGGUGUCGGUCCUCCCAUUUGUAUUUUACUGGUGCAUGAAAUCCAAAAGUCUAGUAACCAUUGGGACAGACAACUCUACUGCAUAAGUUUGUAUGUUUGUAUAUCUGUAUCACAAAGCCCAGACACUCGAACUAUAUAAACUUGUCGCACUAAAGACAGCAAAUAUGUCUGGUAAUUGCAUAUUCUUCAUGUGUGCACUGGAAUUUCUUAUUAUAUAAGAAAAUAAAUGUGUUUCUAAACCACCAUGAAUUGGGUACUGCUGAUAGUACUAUUCUUCCUGGCACAUGGAAAUAUCCCACUGAGGUUGUCAAUCAAUAUUGAUUUAAUCAGUGUGGCAGCAAAGGCACUAGAGGAGGAAAAUACUCUAGACAAUCAAGUAUAGAUGGGAAAAUUGCAUCACCAAGAAAUUCUUAAAAUCACAAGUGGAUAAUUUGCAAUAUCAAUUGAUUUUACUCAACUGCUUGAGUCCUUUAUCAUUCCGUUAGAACACUCCUCAUAUUUGCAGAUAACUCAGCCCCUCACCUCAGCAACAAGCAAGAGGACAUCAUUAUAAACUUCCUCAAUUUCUUUCCUAUCCAGUGAAAAAUAUCUAAGUCCCUUUUCCCUUCCCUUUUCCUUCCCUUCCCUUCCUUUUUCUUUCCUUCCAUUCUCUUCCUUUUUCCUUCCUUUUUCUUUCCUUCCAUUCUCUUCCUUUUUCCUUCCUUUUUCUUACUUUACCUCCCCCUCCUACCUUUCCCUUUCUCCCUUCCUCCCUCUCUCCCUUCCUUCCUCUCUCCCUCUCCUUCCUUCCUUCCUUCAAUCCAUACUUUUAUAUCUUUUCAGAGAUCAAUUUUUCCCAUUCAUUUCUACAUUCUCAGAUACCUUGCUCCAUGACUUGUUCUACUUCUCUUCUAUCUUUAUUCUUUCCCUCUUGACUGAUCCUUUUUGUCUGCCUUUGCAUUUUCAAAAUCAGUUUUUCUAAUCUUAAAAAAUAACUUUGCUCAACCCUGAUGCAUCUUUAUUCACUGUGUCAUUAUCUCAUUAUUUUUAAAGGUUAGUUUCUAAAGCCAGGGCUCUAUACUCACUACCUUCACUCUUGGUUAAAAUUAAAAGAAAUAUAGGUCCCAGUGAUAUUUAUGGGAAAAUUUGACUGUGAAUAAUCUUGUUGAUAUAAACACUUUGGGUUUUCAAAAUGUUAUGCUAGCUGUUAACUUUCCCAGUAACAUUAUGAGGGAAGGGCUGGAAAAUACAAAAGGUAGACAUAGGAACCGAGAACACCACCCCUAUGGAGCCAAGCUAUACAUACUCUGUCUCUGGUUAUCAUAAAUACAUCUCCUAUAUUCAAUGCUUGCUUAGAAAGGCAUGAUGUCCACGGAGCAAUUCAAUUGUUCACUGUGAUGGGUUUUUUUGUUUUCUCCUCAUGGAAUGCAACUUUUAUUUAU
Molecule: messenger RNA, 13079 nt
Organism: Homo sapiens (human)
Lineage: Eukaryota; Metazoa; Chordata; Mammalia; Primates; Hominidae
Gene: SCN1A
Product: sodium voltage-gated channel alpha subunit 1
Exons: 29
Coding region: 479-6475 (1998 amino acids)
Biological process (GO): action potential; monoatomic ion transport; detection of mechanical stimulus involved in sensory perception of pain
Cellular component (GO): axon; plasma membrane; intercalated disc
Molecular function (GO): monoatomic cation channel activity; monoatomic ion channel activity; voltage-gated sodium channel activity
Source: RefSeq, marked reviewed